ACCUUCUACGAUGUUCUUGCCCUUAACAACUCAGUAGGGUUUAAGAUUCAAACUAUACCCAGCCCGACCGAACAAAAACCCUACUCCACCCUUAACUUCAUAUAUAUUGGCCUCCUUUUUCCCUGCAAUGGAAUUCCACUUCUCCGUGCCCUUGGCUAAUCCCUGCUCCGAAAGCCCCAAGUUUUUUCCUUUUGGAAAUGGUGGGAUUUAUAUCUGAACCCUCCUCUGUUGAUGACCUCGAACAAGCUUCAAAGUUCAAGGAUUCGUACAACUCACUUGACCCUUUCGACCCCACAUCCGCCGAAUUCUUAUUCUCUGAUUCUUUCCCAGAUUUCGAUUCUAUAAAAGACUGGUUUGAGGAUACAAUAAUCCCAGGUAUGGAUGAUAUAAGAAAGUUUGAGUUUGGAACUCCCGAGGAGCCCAUUGAGCUUGUUCAAGUCCAGACUCCACGAGGGCCUGAGCCAAUUGGUAAUGUUUCUGAGCCAAUUGUUCCUGGGUAUGAGGCAAGCGUUGCUGGGUCUGGCUGUAGGGUGAAGGUGGAGGAGUGGGAGUGUGAAAACUUAGGGAAUUCGAGUUAUUGCAUUGAGGAAGAGAUGAGGAAGAAGGUUAUUUUGGGUAGUGAUCCUGGUAAUUCGGAUCUAGGCUGUGGGAAUGAUAUGAAGAGUAAGAUAGAAAGUGACGGAGAUGAGAGUGGAAGUUCGGAGUCUGAGAGUGAAAGUUCGUUUUCGUCAGCGGCAGCUUCAAGUACUGGUAGUAGUGACGAUGAGGAGGAGGAGGAGGAGGAGAAAAAGGAAAAGAAGGUGGAGGUGAAGAGGGUUGCCGAUGAGGCAGGUGAAGUUGAAGAAGGAGAGAUAAGGGACGGUGAUGAUGAGCAGGAGAUGAAACGUGGGACUGAUGACGACGGUGAAAACAAUGAAGUGUAUGGAAAGGGGAUGGUUGAUUGGAGCGAUGUUGACGAGGGUGACGAUGACGAUGAAUGCGGUGCUACAAGAGGACCCAUUAGAUCAACUCAUGAACUUGAGGUCCUCCCUCCUGUUCCUCCGGUGGAUGUGACCCUGCAACCACAUCAUCAGAUGCUACCUGUGGGAGUUGUCUUAUCAAUUAUUGGUGCUCAAGUCAUUAUAGAAGGGGUUGAGAAGCACAAUCCUCUUAGUGAGGGUUCUAUCCUCUGGAUAACUGAAAACAGAACCCCACUGGGGCUGGUGGAUGAAAUAUUUGGACCUGUCAAAAACCCGUACUAUAAGGUAAGAUACAAUUCAGAUAACGAAGUCCCAUCUGCAAUCCAUGCUGGCUCUUCGAUCUCUUUCGUACCAGAGUUUGCCAAUCAUGUGCUCAAUGACAAGGAUCUUUACAAGAAAGGUUAUGAUGCAUCUGGUGCAAAUGAUGAAGAGGUGACGGAUGAGGCAGAGUUUUCUGACGAUGAGAAAGAGGCUGAGUACAAGAGAAUACAAAAAAUGACAAAGAGGGGCAUAAAUGAACCGAAUGUUAGAAACAAGAAAAACAAUAGAAAGGUCAAAAAUAGGGAUGGGCAAUGGAAAAAUGCUCAACCAUCAUCACGUCAACCACAGACACGUGUCAAUCAGCUAGCAUCCACUCAAAACCAGCAUAAUUUCUCACCUGCUGCUGCAUUUUCUGUAGGACAAGGUUAUGUUAGUGGACCUGGCCUAGUUCCACCAUUUCCCCAACAGCACAGACAGUUGGUUUUAACACAACACCAAAUGGAGUUUGGACAAAUGGGAAUUACGGGAUGCCGUUUCAGCCAUCACAGGGUGCAGUCUUUCCUAAUGGAUUCCCAACUAAUGGUAUGACCUGGCUCCCACCGAAUCCUCACCAGCACCUGAUGCCUAUGCCAAACAGAAUGCUGUUUCAGCAGCAGUUUGAUCCUAGUCAGAGGUCACUUCCUACUGCAAUGUUACCAGCUGAACAGUCAAAUAUGUUUCUGGGACCCACAUUUGGACGUGGUCUUGCGGAUCAGAAUGCCUUAAAUCAAGUGACAUUUGGGAUGGGUUUACAGGGCCGCCAUACGCAACCAUCAACGAAUAGUGGAGAACGAGGAGUCAUGCCUAAUGGGUUGGAAGGGGAACAAAGCUGUGUUAUGCAACAAUCCUUUUUCACUCCAGGCAGUGUUGAAAAUCCCCAGCAAAGUAAUCUGGGUGCGUCUUCAUGUCGUGGAAGGAAACCAUAUCGUCGUGGGGGUGGUCGUUUUGCAGGUGGGAGAGCUGGGCGGCAAUCAAAAUGACCGUUUUUUGUGUUCCGCUUCACCAUAACGCAUUAACUUAUGAUAGGCUAUGGCCUAUGCAGUUUUGGAAUUCCAUGGUUCGUGUGUUACAUAAGCUUCGGAUAAUAUGUCGAAAAAUAUUUCCUAUGUGCAGGUGGUUGCGUUUUCUGUUGAUUAUGUAACAAAGGCAACCUGCAGCUUUAGUAGAUAUCUUCUUCGUUUUUCGUUA
Molecule: messenger RNA, 2447 nt
Organism: Juglans microcarpa x Juglans regia
Lineage: Eukaryota; Viridiplantae; Streptophyta; Magnoliopsida; Fagales; Juglandaceae
Product: H/ACA ribonucleoprotein complex non-core subunit NAF1
Exons: 3
Coding region: 198-1808 (536 amino acids)
Biological process (GO): box H/ACA snoRNP assembly; ribosome biogenesis; pseudouridine synthesis
Cellular component (GO): sno(s)RNA-containing ribonucleoprotein complex
Molecular function (GO): RNA binding
Source: RefSeq, a predicted model, not a curated record